CAGCCUCAGUAAUAGUUGAUCAUUUUUUAGACAUAUUUUCUUGGAAAUGUUUACUAAACGCGUUGAUCAAUAAAAUAAAAAAAGAGUAUAACUUUGAUGAAUUGAGAAGUUGAAAUGGUCUACGCAAAAAGAAUUGGAAGACUUUUUUUAUGGUCUCCAGUCUUGAAGUUCUACUGGUAAGAGUUAUGACUGAAGUUUGAAGACCAGAAAAACACAUUAUAUUCUCCAGUCUUAGUUCUCUACCGCCCAAAACUGUAAAGAAUCAAAAAAAGUUUAAAUUUUGGCGUUUGGGUAUUAUCAAGAAUCAGGUUUUUAGGCUUGUAAUCAUCAGUUGACACAACUUUCAAGAACCCUUUUUGGAUUCUUGGAGAUUUUUACUGGAAGGAGCAAAAGGGUUUGCAUUUUGGAUUCUGGUUAUAUCAAGAAACAGUUUUGUCUGGGGUGUAAAUCAUCAUUGAUUACCCUUUUUUGGUAGAAGCCUAAGAGUAAAGAAAGUUUCUGUCUUUUAAUCAAAUUGUGGUUUAUGGGGUUUUGAGAUUAGGACUUAGUUAACAAGUAUGGCUGCAAUCUUGAAAAGUCUUUUCCCUGUUUCUUCCUCAAAAAAGGAGGAUAAUUAUGAGGAGUUUGAUGUAGAAUACUCCUUUGCUGAGGAGUAUUCUGGUCCUCCUGUUAGUUAUGACAUUCCUCAGGUUGUUCCGGUUGAUGUACACCGGAUUCCAACUGCCUCAGUAGUUGCUACUGCUGCUAUGUUGAGUAGAAAUUUGUCACUACCAGUUAUUGAACCAAUUCUCAAGAGUGAUUCCAAAUUAAUCAAGAAUCAGAAGUCAAAGGAGUCUGAUUUAGAAUCAGAAUAUGUUGAGAAUGAUCAUGCCUAUAGAGGAUCAGAUGGAAUUGAAAGUUCUGGUACCUUAGGAUUUUCUGACAGUCAUGAUAACUCCCGUGAACUGUCAGGAAGUUCGGAUGUUGAGGACUUGGUAGAUGAAUGCAAGGAAGAAGUAAGAUUUGGGAGUCAUCCGAGCUCCGUUGGCUUAGAACCUGAGGAACCAAUUUUGAGCUCUCCAGAUGUUGCCUUAGAAGUAUUGUCUUGUGAAGAUUAUGAUGAUGAAGUUGCUGGCAACCAAGGUUGCAGAACAGCUGUUGUAACUUUCUGUGAAACUCAAUCAAGUGAUGUUUCUACCGACAGUGAUGAAGACGAGCCAGGAAUGUUUCCCGAAAAACCAAUAGUAAGCAGUGAUUCCAAGAAGUGUUUUCGGUGUCAUAAAGGGAAACGAUUCACUGAGAGGGAAGUAUGCAUAGCUUGUGGUGCAAAGUAUUGUAUCAAUUGUGUGUUGAGAGCAAUGGGAGCAAUGCCGGAAGGAAGAAAAUGCAUUACUUGCAUUGGUUACCGUAUUAAUGAAUCAAAGCGAGAUUCUUUAGGUAAGUGUUCUGCAAUGCUUAAGAGGCUGUUAAGUAAAUGGCAAAUGGAUGAGAUUAUGGAAUUGGAGAAGUCAUGUCAAGCUAAUCAGCUUCCACCCCAUCUCGUGAGCGUGAAUGGGAAACGUCUUUCCCUUAGAGAAUUGGUCGACUUGCAAAGCUGUGCAUAUCCACCAAAGAAGUUGAGACCAGGGAAUUACUGGUAUGACAAGGUGUCUGGAUUAUGGGGAAAGGAGGGACAUAAGCCUUGUCAGAUAAUUUCUCCCCAACUAGCUGUUGGUGAUACAAUUAAGAAAGAUGCUAGCAAGGGAAAUACAAAUAUUGUGAUAAACAAUCGAAAAAUUACGCAAGUAGAGCUGUAUAUGUUGAAGCUGGCAGGAAUAAACUGUGAAGGAGAUGUUUGUUUUUGGCUCAGUGCUGACGGAUCCUGCCAGGAAGAGGGCAUGAACAAUGUAGUUGGAAAAAUAUGGGACAAGACUACACACAAGCUGCUUUGCCAUGCUUUGAGAUUGCCUAUUCCUCCUGCGUCUGCAAAUUCUUCUGGUGAAGAAGUUAGAAAUGGAUUGGAUGCAGGUGACCCUUGCAGCACAGUUAGCAAAAAACUGAAUAAACUACUUCUUGCUGGUUGUGAUCAAUCGGGAACAAGUACUCUGUUCAAACAGGCCAAAAUUGUAUAUCGCGUUCCUUUCUCAGAAGAAGAGCAUCAGAACAUUACGUACACGAUUCAAAGAAAUUUGUAUAGAUAUAUUGCUAUACUCCUCGAGGGACGUGAAAGAUUUGAAGAGGAGUACCGUGUUGAAAUGAGGAAGAAACGGCUUGAUGAACCUGGCCCUUCAGCGCUUCCAGACCUGAUUGAAGAAGAGAUUAAAGAAGAGAAUGUCUAUUCCAUCAACCCUAGACUGAAAAACUUUUCAGAUUGGCUUCUUCAAGCUAUGAUGUUAGGAAAUUUGGAGGUCAUUUUUCCUGCUGCCACUCGAGAGUACUCAGCCGUAGUUGAGGAGUUGUGGAAGCAUAAAGCAUUUCAGGCCACAUAUCAGCGGAGAAAUGAGCUAGAAAUGCUUCCGAGAGUUGCCAAUUAUUUCUUAGAUCAUGCUGUUGAGAUUUCAAAGGUAGACUACAACCCUUCUGAUAUGGAUAAGUUAUAUGCUGAGGGCAUUACUUCGUCCAAUGGGGUAGCGUCCAUGGACUUUUCGUUCCCUAAUCCAACUCAGGAUAGUUACAUGGAGGCAGUUGAUCAGUAUUCAUCCUCAAUGAGGUACCAACUAAUAAGAGUACACGCGAGCUGUGUAGGGAAAAAUUGCAAGUGGUUGGACAUGUUUGAGGAUGUUGACCUUGUUAUCUUUUGUGUUUCCUUGACGGAGUACACCGAGUAUCUAGAAGACUACAAUGGAGUUUGCACAAACAAGAUGAUGGAAAGCAAGAAGCUCUUUGAGAAUUUCGUCAGUCAUCCAGCUUUUGCCCAGAAACAUUGCCUCUUACUAUUGAACAAGUUUGACAUACUAGAGGAAAUAAUUGAAGAGUGUCCCCUUUCUGAAUGUGAAUGGUUUCAGGACUUCAAUCCAGUGAUCAGUCGUCAUCCCAACAGCAAAACCAGCAACAACAACCCAUCGUUGGCUCAACGUGCUUAUCAUUACAUAGCUGUGAAGUUUAAACGCCUAUAUAAUUCCAUCACAGAGCGAAAACUGUUUGUUUCACAGCUAACUGCUUUAGAGGCUGAUAGUGUUGAUGGAGCUCUUAAAUACACUAGGGAAAUUCUUAAAUGGGAUGAAGAAAGGCGUAAAGUUAUGCGCGAUUGGACUACAGAAAGCCCUGAGGCUAGCACAACACUGGAGGCCAGCACAACUACAUAGUUACUAUCACUCUUUUGUUGAGUUCACUUUGCCUUUUAGCUGUACAUAGUUUACUACAUAGGAGGAAUUCACUUUACUAAAAUGUUGAGUUUUUUUCUUCUGCAACAAACAUGAGGCUCUCUUCUGCAUUUUGCAGAUACAAUCUUGUAA
Solanum verrucosum is the source of this 3413-nucleotide messenger RNA. Its product is annotated as extra-large guanine nucleotide-binding protein 1-like. The transcript is spliced from 9 exons. The record is from RefSeq and is a predicted model, not a curated record. Lineage: Eukaryota; Viridiplantae; Streptophyta; Magnoliopsida; Solanales; Solanaceae. Bases 558 to 3263 code for a protein of 901 amino acids. Gene Ontology annotation, biological process: adenylate cyclase-modulating G protein-coupled receptor signaling pathway. Gene Ontology annotation, cellular component: heterotrimeric G-protein complex. Gene Ontology annotation, molecular function: G protein-coupled receptor binding; guanyl nucleotide binding; G-protein beta/gamma-subunit complex binding.